UGUAUCCUGUCAGGACCCUAAACCCAUGUUUACAGUGCCGGGGUGGUUAGCUUGCAACAUGUAGCAAAAAACAAACUGGAACAGGAAUAUAAAGUUUAAAAAGAAGCGUAAAAAGGCGUUUGUUGCAUCAAACAAACAUUUCUACUAGAAUUUCUUUUUCAAGCUAGCCAGUUUUACGCGCUUAAUUCGUAUUGAAGGCGUUUUAGGCGUAAAAUUGAAACAAGCAUGACUGAUUCAAUGGUCGUUCCUGUUAUUGAUGUACAUAGUGGGAACUUUAAGGAGCUAUGGCCAGCUCUGGUGGUUGCUAUCAAAACGUCAAGCUUUAUUGCACUGGACACUGAGCUCAGUGGUUUGGGAAACAGGAAAUCCCUUCUGGCUGAAUCUAUUGAAGACAGAUAUAAGGCCAUUUGCCAUGCUGCCCGCUCUCGCUCCAUCCUCUCGCUGGGAUUUGCGUGUUUCAAGAAACUAGACCACAAGAAUCCUGACACAUACCUGGUGCAGGUGUAUAAUCUCACCUUGCUGUGUUCUGAGGAGUACAUCAUAGAGCCACAGUCGGUGCAGUUCCUGGUGCAGCACGGCUUUGACUUUAACAAGCAGUACAGCCAUGGAAUCACUUACUGCAAGGGCAACAACAGGGGAGGAUCAGAUGAUCGGGGGAUCCACAUCCGGGCGUUGUUCACUGAACUGCUGCGUGCCAGAAAACCGCUGGUGCUACAUAACGGCCUCAUCGACAUUGCCUUCCUUUACCAGAGUUUUUACGCCCACCUCCCAGAGCGCCUGGUCACCUUCACUGCAGACCUGUCCGACAUGUUUCCUGCUGGCAUUUACGACACCAAAUACAUAACGGAGUUUGAGCUCCGGCUCACCGCCUCCUACCUGGAAUACGCCUACAAAAAAUGUAAGCUGGAUAACAGCCGCGGUCUCAGCUCGGGAACGCCUGGACCUCACCUCCACAUCGACUUCUGUCAGUAUGCAGGUCACAUGUCCACGUAUGUGGAUUACAGAGAGUGUCCGGCGGUGGCGUCCUCCGAGGAACAGACUGAAGUCUGCCAGCGCUUCUCUGCUUUCGGCUGGUGUCCCAAUGGCACAAAGUGUCCGUUAUCCCACGACACCGACCUGAUCGUUCUCCAGGAUGAAAAAUGCAAAGACGACAAGAGAAAGAAGAGGAAGAGACAGAGAGAGAAAAGGAGAGCUGGAGGAGAAAGUGCAGAGGGGUCUUCCAUCUUCGAGGGCGCCCCCUUAAACAAAAUACCAAACAUGGAGGUGGAUGCAGAUGGUGACAAGCCGAACACGACAACCGAGACACGGCGAGAGGAUUUGCCACAUGACGACAGUCAGACCACAUUGGAUGAAGCGCAGAGCGAGAACGCCGAAAAAGACGACAAAGCUGAACUUAACUGUCCGACAACGAGCACAGUGGAUGAAAGCAAAAUGGAAGACGGAAGCAACGAACAGCUCAGAGGCCGCCCUGCAGAGGCCCAAAAGAAGAAAGCUGACGCAGGCACGCAUCGAGCGGGGUUUGACGCCUACAUGACGGCUUACAUUUUUGCCUUCUCCUGCGCUCUCUCCAAGAAGGAAAACUCUGAAGGUGGUGAAAACAAGAAAGAGCAGUCGUGGCUUCCUGCCUGUCUCAAUAAGGUCUAUCUGAGCGGCAAAGCAGCUCCUCUCAAUGUGGUCAAAAGCACAUUCGCAAAAUCGUCCAAAGCCCAUUUGGAGAAGAUGGAGAUGGUGUGGGGAGGGAGCAUGUAGUGCAGACACCUCAUUAAUCGCUUUUCAUUAGAUAAAGAUUUUGGCACUUCUUUUCUAUUUGGAUGUUAAGAGGUACUACCUUCAUGUGUUUGUGUUUUUUUAUUUUUUUUACAAGCAUUUUUGACAGAAUACCUGCAAAGUGAAAGAUGUUUAGAUAUUUGAUUGUUGUUGGUAUCAUUUUAGUAAAUAGAAUUACAGCUAAAUCAUUUCAUUUUUAUUUUAAGAAACAAAUAUUUUAAUUUCAAGAAAUAUUCAUCAGCAAGCAUUUUCAGCCAUUGAUUUACAUGUAAAGGGGAUGAAAGAAGGCAUGCCUAAUUUAUUACAAGUCAUGAGAAAGCCCCGGUUUUGUUAAAUUCUGCAACAUUUUCUAAAAGUGUCGUAAUUAAAAAUAAAUGCAAUGGCUUCCAAUUUUA
Molecule: messenger RNA, 2162 nt
Organism: Oryzias melastigma (Indian medaka)
Lineage: Eukaryota; Metazoa; Chordata; Actinopteri; Beloniformes; Adrianichthyidae
Gene: toe1
Product: target of EGR1, exonuclease
Exons: 8
Coding region: 226-1749 (507 amino acids)
Biological process (GO): snRNA 3'-end processing
Cellular component (GO): Cajal body; cytoplasm
Molecular function (GO): snRNA binding; 3'-5'-RNA exonuclease activity; metal ion binding
Source: RefSeq, a predicted model, not a curated record